Rosa rugosa (rugosa rose) is the source of this 1600-nucleotide messenger RNA. RefSeq names its product purple acid phosphatase 17-like. Gene Ontology annotation, molecular function: acid phosphatase activity; ferrous iron binding; ferric iron binding. Lineage: Eukaryota; Viridiplantae; Streptophyta; Magnoliopsida; Rosales; Rosaceae. The transcript has 7 exons. The record is from RefSeq and is a predicted model, not a curated record. Bases 453 to 1475 code for a protein of 340 amino acids.
CUUUUACGUAUAUGCACCUCAAUACCGUGUCUCUAUAUUCUGAUCCAUCUGCUCAUGUUCUCUGGAAUCGAACCAAUAAUUCUUCUCAGAGGAUAUAGUAAAUUAAGAUUAAACAUCACUAACAUCACUACUAUAAUUCCUUCGUAUUCCCCCCCAACACUACCGAGUUGGUUGGCGAGAUCUAGUUCACCAACCUUGGUUGCUGGACUCAUUUCUGUGGGUACCUAAUAUCUUAUCCCCCAAAUCCCAGGCAUACCAUGUUCUAGUAUUAAGUAACCAAGUCCAGUUGCAACCCAUUUCAUGAUCAUCUUUAACCAAGUGGGCGGCUUGUCUCUUACUUUACUUACCACAUUAUAAAAGGGCUCUGGAGCUCGAUCUGCCCCCUUACCACAAGGAAGAAGAUCGACUAGCUAGCUCCUUUUUCAUUGUUUCAUAUAUACUCUAAAAUAGUCAUGGCCCUAAAUAUUCCUUGUAAGAAAUCCAGGACCUCGUGCUUUUUCUUGGUCCUCCUCAGCUCUGUUCUUUGUAUUGUAACUACAUCUGCAGAGCUGCAGAGAUUCGAACACCCCACAAAAGAAGAUGGAUCACUUAGCUUUCUAGUGCUUGGUGACUGGGGAAGAAGAGGAGAAUUUAACCAGUCCGAAGUUGCCUUUCAGAUGGGAAGGGUUGGAGAGAAACUUGACAUAGAUUUUGUGGUUUCCACUGGAGACAACUUUUAUGAUAAUGGAUUGAGCAGCGAACACGAUACGGCAUUUGAGGAGUCAUUUACCAAAAUCUAUACACAAAAGAGUCUGCUAAAGCAGUGGUACAGCAUUUUAGGCAACCAUGAUUACAGGGGUGAUGCAGAGGCUCAACUCAGCCCCCUGCUAAGGAAGAUUGACAGCAGAUGGCUUUGCUUAAGAUCUUUCAUUGUUGACGCAGAAUUAGCAGAUAUUUUGUUUGUGGACACCACUCCUUUUGUCAAUAUGUACUUCACAAGCACAGAGGACCAUACUUAUGAUUGGCGAGGAAUUCCUUCUCGCAAGGCUUAUAUUCAAACCUUAUUGAAGGAUGUUGAGUUGGCAUUGAAAAUGUCAUCUGCAAAGUGGAAGAUAGUUGUUGGACACCAUGCAAUUAGAAGCAUUGGGCAUCAUGGUGAUACACAGGAGCUUAUAAAGCACCUUCUCCCAAUUCUUCAGGCCAAUGAUGUAGACUUUUACAUGAAUGGGCAUGAUCAUUGCCUAGAACACAUCAGUGACAUCAAAAGCGGAAUACAGUUUCUGACGAGUGGAGCAGGAUCAAAAGCAUGGAGAGGAGACAUGAAGAAUGAGGAGGGUUUGAACAAACAAGGCCAGCUGGUCAACUUCUUCUAUGAUGGUCAAGGCUUCAUGUCUGUGCAGUUGAAUCCCACUCGAGCUGAGAUAGCUUUCUACGAUGUGUUUGGCAACGUCAUACAUUCUUGGACUACUUCCAAGCUGCUUCACCCAUCUAUUUGAUUAUGUAAAACUGAAUCGAUAACUUACUUUUGUAGCAAGCUAGCUAAUUAGCCAGAGCCUAGAAUACAUAUAGAUCUCGAAAGUAAUCCAUGCCACUUAGUUGCAAUUGCAGCUGUUCGAUCUCA